AUGGAAGUUAGGGAUUUGGUCUGCUACGACAGCGACGUGAAGGACACUGUUGUUGGAGUGAAGGAGUUUCAGGUGGCUGCUGCAUUGUUGGAUGGACAGCAGGAACUUCUUGGCCAACAGGUGCAUUCUCAGUGGGGACCUGUGCAUUUGUUUGAGCUUUGUUUAACUUUUGGCCUUUUUGACACUGCAUGGGCAAUGGCCGAGAAGGGUGUGAGAGGCUGUAGGCUAGAGGCAUAUCACCUCAAACGGAACGUGGCCUCGACAGUGGAGAGAUGGACAUCAUGGUCACUUGACUGCCAAUGCAAGGCUUGGCAGGUGUGUGAUCUUUGCUGCUUUGGCUUUCCUGUGAAUGAAGGAGUUUGGAUGAAAGACUGGGAUGCAUCUCUCAUGGAUGCUGCAGACGCAGCGCGCGAGUCAGCCAAGAAACCCUUGCUUCGGGCCACACUGGAUGCUUUUCGCUCCGGUGAUGGUGCACCGUCCUUUGCUCCAUUUGCCAUCUCUGAGGAUGCCUUGGUGCACCUCCUCGAUAUUGCAAUCCUCACAGGGGACCAAACGGUGGCCAUGCGCUGUGCAGAGCAGUCAAAGCUUCGGCCUCUACGCCGCUGGAGGUCACACGAUGUCUUCGAAUUCUCCACGCGAAGGUGGCUCCCUCUCACCGAUGAGGUGAGCUUCUACGGCUGGAGCUACGAGCUCCGUGCGCCACACAUCCUCACGGCGGCCCUGGCAGUGGGUGGCACCUUCGACGGUCUAUGGCUCUCCGUGGGCGAAGCCAUGCCUUUCCGGGAGGCUUUGACACUCUGCGGUGCACUGCCCGGUCGGCCUCACAGAACCAGUUGGGCGCCAGAAGGGCGGAACAACCUAGGAAGUCUCUUCUUGACCCCACUCGGCGCCAAGCGCAUAGAGCACGCGCAAGCUGCCAAUAUUCCUUUGGAUCACUUCGGUGUGCGCUGCUUGAUUGAAGAUCCACUUUGUGGGCGAUCAUCUCCUUGCUUGUCUUUCAUUGACCUCGCCAUUUUGCUGGGGCGCCCCGACCUAGCUGAGCUGGCGACCAGCCAAGCGCCGAUGCUCUCGCAGGAGGGAUGCCGGGCAAUUGAGCGCUGGGCGCGCCCGAGCCCAGAGAGGUGGGCGUUGGUGGCAAUCCGGGCCCUGACACUGUCUUGGAGACGGGAAGUAACGAAGGCAGUUGCUGUUUACCAGGCCAUGAAGCAGUAUGGAGGGUUUUGUCCAGUCUUUCUGGUGGAUGAAGUGGUCGUCUUCAGCAUGAGCACAGACAUCAUGGAUCAGCUGAAUCUGUGGGAAGCGGUGAAGAUGACUGGCUGGGCGCACUUGGGCAGAAGGGCGAAUCUUCUAAGUCAUUCAGCUAAGUGA
This is a messenger RNA of Durusdinium trenchii, 1368 nucleotides long. The record is from the annotation of a GenBank genome assembly. NCBI's taxonomy places the organism in Eukaryota, Dinophyceae, Suessiales, Symbiodiniaceae.